AUGUCUCUUUUCCAAACCAUCAAGACCCCGGUGGUCACAUACGAACAACCUCUCGGACUCUUUAUCAACGGCGAAUUUGUCAAAGGAGUUGACGGCAAAACAUUUGAAACAAUCAACCCUCAUGAUGAGAAGCCUAUUGUUGCCGUCCACGAAGCCACAGAGAAAGAUGUUGAUAUUGCCGUACAAGCCGCCCGCAAGGCACUUGACGGUGAUUGGAAGCAGAUAACUCCAUCUGAGCGGGGUCGUCUUCUUACUCGCCUUGCUGACCUGCUAGAGCGUGACAUUGAGACGGUCGCAGCUAUUGAAGCCCUUGACAAUGGAAAGGGUGUGACUUUGGCCAAGGGCGAUGUCACUGCUUCUGCAGGAUGUAUCCGGUACUAUGGAGGCUGGGCUGACAAGAUUUAUGGACAAACAAUCGACACCGACCCGAACAGUCUCACCUAUACUCGACAUGAGCCUAUUGGUGUCUGUGGGCAGAUCAUUCCAUGGAACUUCCCUCUGCUGAUGUUCGCGUGGAAGAUUGGCCCUGCGCUUGCCACUGGAAACACCAUUGUCCUGAAAACAGCUGAGCAGACACCCCUUUCUGCUCUCUAUGUCGCUGGCCUUAUCAAGGAAGCUGGCUUCCCCGCGGGUGUAGUCAAUGUUAUUUCAGGCUAUGGUAGGACUGCGGGCGCAGCAAUCGCUGCUCAUAUGGAUAUUGACAAAGUUGCGUUUACUGGCUCGACCUUGGUAGGUCGACAGAUUAUGCAAACAGCUGCUAAGAGUAACCUGAAGAAGGUGACUCUAGAGCUUGGUGGAAAAUCGCCAAAUAUUAUUCUUCCAGACGCAAACCUCGAGGAGGCGGUAGGAUGGGUGAACUUGGGCAUUUUCUUCAACCAUGGACAGUGCUGCUGCGCCGGCUCUCGCAUUCUUGUGCACGAGGCCAUUUACGAUAAAUUUAUCGAGCUUUUCAAGCAGCGCGCGGAGCAAAACAAGGUUGGAGAUCCGUUUAAGGCCGACACUUUCCAAGGACCCCAGGUGUCUCAACUGCAAUAUGACAGAAUCAUGGGAUACAUUAAGGAUGGAAAGAGUGCAGGAGCCAAGGUUGUCACUGGUGGUGAUCGCCAUGGAAGCGAAGGGUACUACAUUCAGCCCACGAUCUUUACCGAUGUCCAUGAGGACAUGACCAUUGUCAAGGAAGAGAUAUUUGGACCCGUAUGUACGGUGCAGAAGGUUCGUGAUGAAGAAGAAGCCAUUCGUGUGGCAAACAAAACCAAUUACGGCCUGGCUGCAGCUGUUCAUACCACAAAUGUCAAUACGGCCAUCCGGGUGUCGAACGCUAUCAAGGCAGGAACUGUCUGGGUCAACAACUACAACACCCUUCAUUACCAGAUGCCAUUUGGAGGCUUCAAGGAAUCAGGAGUUGGUCGAGAGCUGGGCUCAUAUGCCCUCGAGAACUACACAGAGGUCAAGACAGUUCGCAUUCAUAUUUCCAAGUCCUAG
Molecule: messenger RNA, 1482 nt
Organism: Penicillium pulvis
Lineage: Eukaryota; Fungi; Ascomycota; Eurotiomycetes; Eurotiales; Aspergillaceae
Product: aldehyde dehydrogenase family protein
Exons: 4
Coding region: 1-1482 (493 amino acids)
Molecular function (GO): aldehyde dehydrogenase (NAD+) activity
Source: RefSeq, a predicted model, not a curated record